This is a messenger RNA of Anolis carolinensis (green anole), 2025 nucleotides long. RefSeq lists its product as uncharacterized. Gene Ontology annotation, biological process: virion assembly. The record is from RefSeq and is a predicted model, not a curated record. The coding region runs from base 1 to 2025 and encodes 674 amino acids. The transcript is spliced from 3 exons. Lineage: Eukaryota; Metazoa; Chordata; Lepidosauria; Squamata; Anolidae.
AUGCCGGCUCCCCCGUAUAUACCUACCCUCUACACCCCACUGGCAUCACAUGGAGGGGCGGGCGCAAUGGGGGGGCUUGACCUCAUUGACCUCACGACAGUGGCAACCGCUCCCAAGCAGGAGCAGCCUGCGGUGAGUUCUGACCCCCGAUUGCUCUACCCCUCUGAAGAGAUGAAACGGACAGAGAGGAAGGCGAAAAUAGAUGCCCGACAGAAGCUAACAGAAUUCAAACAGGCACAUGGGUAUAGUGAGUCAAGUGAGGAUGAGACAACACUGUGCCCCAUAAGAGAGGUGCCGCAGUUGGUACCACGGUCCUUUGAUGACCAAGGGCGCCCCACAUUUGAGACUAGGACCUUGUUUCAACACGUUCCUUUUACUUCGUCGGAUAUUUUGAACUGGCGGGCGAACCGUCCAGCCUGGUCAGAAGAUCCGAGAGGUAUGGCGAACUUGGUCGAAGGCAUCAUUCGGACACACAAUCCUAGCUGGGUGGAUUUGAAACAGUUGUUAGAAGCUUUGUUGACGGCAGAAGAACGAGUGUUGUUGACGCAAGUGGGUAGACAGGAAGCGGCGAAGGAGCAUGCAAACUCUCGUAGUAUAGAUGCUGUGGAUGUGUACCAGGAAAGGGUAUUCCCAGUGAGGGAAGACCCGCAUUGGGAACUGAAUGAACCAAAUGGCCCUGGAUUCAGGACAGGUCCGGAUAGACAGUUGGUAGAACAGCAGUUAAAAAUGGCCUUGGAAUUACCUAUGGAGGAAGAGUGGAGAUUAUAUUCUGUAUUGGAAGAAAGAACUGACUGGGAAGCAUUCAAUGUCCCAGAGGUAUGGGCGGAAGAUAACCCUCCGGGGUUGGCAAAGGAUGUUCCACCAGUCAUAAUUGAAUUAAAGCCCUUCGCAAAUCCGGUGGCAAUCCGACAGUAUCGGCUCCCUCGGGAGGCGAUCGUUGGAAUUGCGGCCUAUUUGGAGAGGUUGGAAAGAUAUGGGAUACUGGUUCCUUGCCAGUCUCCAUGGAACACACCCUUGUUGCCAAUCAGAAAACCGGAUGGGUCCUACCGCCCUGUGCAGGAUUUGAGAGCUGUAAAUAAAUUAGUAGUCCCUCUCCACCCGGUAGUUCCAAACCCAUACACACUGCUUAGCCUUAUUCCACCCCAUCACCAAUGGUUUACUGUCCUGGACCUCAAAGAUGCUUUCUUUUGCAUCAGACUGGCCGAAGAGAGCCAGAAGAUUUUUGCCUUUCAAAAGGAGGAUCCUGGGACAGGGGCCAAAGGUCAACUCGUUUGGUCAAGAUUGCCACAGGGGUUCUGUAAUUCCCCGACCAUUUUUGGACAAGCCCUGGCGCAGGACUUGCUGCCAAUGGUCAAAAAUGACAAAGGAUGGACCAUUCUCCAAUAUGUAGACGACAUUCUCCUCUGUGCAGAUAGUCGAGAAGAAUGUUUGGAAGGAACUCAGACCUUGUUGCAGUUCUUGGCAGAAAAAGGUUACAAGGUUUCGAAAAAGAAGGCUCAGUUAGUCCAGCAAGAGGUGAAGUAUUUGGGUUUUCGUUUGGCCAAAGGUGUUCGGAGGCUAGAGGUGGAGCGAAAGGAAGCCAUUUGCUCCAUCCCUACCCCCCGAACUCGCAAGCAGGUCAGAGAAUUCCUGGGAGCAGCAGGGUUUUGUCGUAUAUGGAUUCCGAAUUUCGGACUAUAUGCCAAACCCCUCCAUGAGGCCACGAAAGGGAAGUCAGGAGACCCCUUGGUGUGGGGAACAGAACAGCAGGAUGCAUUUGAGCAAUUGAAGAAAGCCUUGAUGUCUGCCCCAGCUUUGGGGUUGCCUGAUUUGGACAAAACUUUCUACUUGUAUGUAGGAGAACGGAAAGGAGUGGCUGUAGGAGUAUUGACUCAGUUGGUAGGCGAUUGGCCCCGGCCAGUGGCUUAUCUGUCUAAACAACUGGACAAUGUGGCCUGUGGAUGGCCCCCGUGCUUGAGAGCUGUGGCGGCUGCUGCAGUUCUUGUAGAAGAAGCAAACAAGCUGACCUUAGGGCAGCCUGAAUGA